This is a messenger RNA of Dermacentor albipictus, 4337 nucleotides long. Its product is annotated as serine/threonine-protein phosphatase 4 regulatory subunit 1-like. Gene Ontology annotation, biological process: protein dephosphorylation. Lineage: Eukaryota; Metazoa; Arthropoda; Arachnida; Ixodida; Ixodidae. Gene Ontology annotation, molecular function: protein phosphatase regulator activity; protein binding. The record is from RefSeq and is a predicted model, not a curated record.
UGCCCACCCUCGCGUCCUCGUGGAGAGCUCGCAGGAACAUGGCGGGUGAGCAUGGUGUUGUGUACGGCGCGGCCGCGAUUGUCCCUUGCAAUGGCGCGGCACGGCGACCACGGCUGCUCUAAACGCGAGCCGUUUUACAGGAAUGCCGGACGACGGUGAUGGCCUCGUGCCGGAUCAGAGGCCCCCAUUGGGUGAAGCAGACUCCCUGAAUACAGAGAACGAAGAGCUCAGCCGCUGGAGCCACUUCUCCCUUGCCAUGUUGGCAGCAGAGCAAGAAGCGGCUUCGGCCGAACAGCGUGGAGAGGACUGUGAAGACGACGAUGACUCUUCUGCCCGGCGUCUCGAGCUUGAAGAGCCAGACCCAGUUACAAAGCUUGAGCGCUACGCUUACAGCGAUAUCGUCUUCAAUCGACAGCUCGUGGCCCGGAAUAUUGUGGACACCUUGCGUGUUUCCCUUGAUUCUCAAGAUGCUGUCAGUGCAGUGCUGUCAGCCCUUUCCUCCAUCUCUAUGGACUGUGAACCAAGUGUACGGACAGAACUGGUGGAACAGCUUCCCAACAUUGCCAGUUUUUGUGCCAGUGAAGGUGGACUGCUGGAAAAUGUUGUUAAAGAGCAUGUGGUUUCAAUCUUGGUGCAAUACCUUACAGAUGUUGCCAACCAGGUCAGAAAAAGGACGCAAGUGUCCCUGUUGUUCAUUUUAGAACGAGGAUUGAUAGAUCGCAAGCAGCUAGAAGAACAGAUAUGCAGUCUGGUCGUGCAUCUCACCGAAAGUGAAAACAUGGAUGACUAUCGCAUGGAAGCAGUGACAUUGAUGACAAAAAUGGCACCCUAUAUUGGAAAAGAAACAACUGCUGCAUUGUUUCUCCCACGUUUUGUCAGCCUAUGUCAAGACUCUUCCUUCCACAUACGAAAGGUGUGUGCUGCAAACUUCGGAGACUUUUGCAGCAUUGUGGGGCAGGAGUGUACAGAAGACAACCUUAAUGUGUUUCAGAUGUUAUGUGAAGACUGCGUCUGGGGGGUGCGCAAGGCCUGUGCUGAGGUUUUUAUGCCAGUCUCUUGUGUCUGCUCCCUGGCUACACGUCGUAAUAGCCUGGCACCACUUUUUCUUAGCCUGCUGGAUGACCAGUCACGAUGGGUUCGGAUAGCUGCCUUCCAAGCUCUGGGUCCAUUCAUCUCGACAUUUGCUGACCCACUGCGCACAGGGCUCUACUGCAGUGAGGAUGGGGUGGUUAGUGUGCGAACACCAGAAUGUCGGUCAGAUGAUUUUAUUGAGGGAGAGGCACCCAGCCCAGCAGACGCCCCUGCAUUGCCCUUGCCUUUGGAGAAGCCUGGUCUUCGGGAAAGCAUCCAUACCAGUGAUUUGCCUCCUGCCAGUACUGUUGUGGUUCCAGCUACAGAUCCAGUGCGCUGUGGCGAGGUGGCUGCAGUGGAUGAAGAUGAAGUGGCUUCUGCGCUGCUAGAGAAAGGAGAGCAGCAGACAGUGUGUGAAGAUGACAAGGGGGAGCCCUGCCGUGCCAACUCCUGUAUGGCCACUGCAGAGGGUACUCUUGGCCCUAAGAGCAGCCCUCCCAUUGUGGUUGUCCCUGAUAAGCCACAAGACAUUGCUACAGGCUGCAGUGCAGAAGCAGUGGCAGACUCCAUCUCAGCUGCACAAGGAUCGUCUGAAGGAAACAAGCCUCAAGAAGAUGUUGCACAAGGAUUGUUUGAAGGAAACAAGCUUCAAAAAGAUGUUGCACAAGGAUUGUUUGAAGGAAACAAGCUUCAAAAAGAUGUUGCACAAGGAUUGUUUGAAGGAAAUGAGCUUCAAAAAGAUGUUGCACAAGGAUUGUUUGAAGGAAACGAGCCUCAAAAAACUGUUGCACAAGGAUUGUUCGAAGGAAACGAGCCUCAAAAAACUGUUGCACAAGGAUUGUUCGAAGGAAACGAGCCUCAAAAAGAUGUAUCAGGGGAGCUAAAAGAGCGCACUCAGAACUUUGGGAAUAAGGAGCCUCUGUCUGUUGAAGGAGACAGGCAUAGGCUAGUUCUUCAUCUGGAUUCUGGAGCAGAGAGCAACUUCAACACAUUCCAGUUCUGGCGAGUGCCUAUUCCAGAGGUGGAAGUGGACAUUGAGUUUUUAGGAGAUCGGGCUACAGCUGUCCAUGUCAGGGCGAAGUCUCAGGACCAAGACAACCGUUGUUUCUCUUCUGACCUGAGUGUUGAAGUGAUAGGUGGGGAUUUCCAGCAGAGUGCUACCAUGGCUGUCUCAUCUGCAGGCCAAGACGGCACAGUUCCUAAUGAAAGGCUCUCUGGUGAUUCAACUCUAAGAAUUAGGACAGCCUCUUUAUCUUCGCUAACAUCUGCCGAUCAAGAAUGUAACCUCUUGCUUUCUUCUUCAGUCACGGAAGCUUCUGUGGCUUUUAAUGAAGCUGGUGAAGUGGCAGGUGUUCACAAAAUAAGGAUGAGCAAGUUAAAAGAGAUAGCAGCCAAUGAAAACACUCUCCUUUCUAAAUCUCUCAACAGUGGUUCCGAUAGCUGGUCAGCACAGGAUCAAGACAUAGUGCCUGUGCUCUUGCUAGAGCGGUACCAGACCAUGACUGACCCGGCCUUGGCACAAAAUUUGGACUCUGAAAUAGGGCGUCACUGUGCCCAUAGCCUACCUGCCGUGGCACUUACUCUUGGUCGCCAUUAUUGGCCUUGUUUACGAAUGACCUACCGCUGUUUAGUGUCUGAUGUACAGUGGAAGGUGCGACACAUUGUGGCAUCCUGCUUGCAUGAGCUAGCCACUAUCCUGGGCCCCCAAAUUGCUUCGCGGGACCUGGUGCCAAGCUUUGAGGGCUUUGUACGGGAUGUGGAUGAGGUGCGAGUGGGCCUCUUGGAGCGGCUUGCACCGUUUUUACGGGGUUUGAGCAGAGGAGACCAGCGUCGCUCAUUGCCUUUGUUAGCUGACUUCCUCUGCAUGGAUAACCAUCGCAACUGGCGCUUUCGCUUCACUCUUGCUCGGCAGUUGAAGGAGAUAGCUGCACUGUACUGUCCAUUGGAUAUUCAUCAGUACCUAGUCCCCAUUGUGAAUGACCUGCUGGUGGACAAAGUGGCUGAAGUGCGUCACAUGAGUAUUGAAGCUGUGGUGAUGUUUUUACAGCGGUUGGAGCCUCACUACCUCAUGUGCAAGCAGCUUCUGCAGGAAAUGUGUAUCAAAGUGCACGAUCGCAAAUGGUCUCAACGCCAAUUAUUUUGCGAAUUGGCUGAGCAGAUUGUGAAUGAAGAGUGCCUAAGUGAGGAUGAGUUCAUUGGAACUGUACUGCCAAAGCUGCUGUACCUGCGCAAUGACACUGUGCCCAACGUACGCAUGGCCCUUGCACGUUGUCUGGUCAGGAGCAUUUGGCCCAAGGCCUAUUUUUGGGACACUGGAAAUUUCUACAGGGACGAACUGAAGGCAACCCUGGCCAGUCUUCAAGAGGAUUUAGAUAGGGAUGUGCGCUUUUGUGCCCAGCCAUAUCCAAAAGACUCUGUGGACUGAAUUGAUUUAGGCAUUGUUUUCUUUCAUACCUCCUCUCCGGAAAUGUCACUAGCGGACCCUUGCAGUGAAGACAAUGGAGCUGUGAUAACACUCUUGGGGGGGAGGGACCUUGUUCUGUUUUAGGUGUUAUUUUAUUGUUGCUUGUGGAGCUGUAACACUGGUGAGGCAAGUAUUCAGUGCCAAUUUUGACAUUUUCGAACAAGUGGCAAGAGACGUUUAUGGAGCAUGCAUUCUUGGCUUUGAGUGCGCAAGCUUUCUAAUGGAAUGCCCAGCAAAAGCCUUUUGUGCAAUUCUGUACAGUUAUUUUAACCUUUUAGAUCUGCUUGGAAGUUUGCCUCUGUGCUUUUUCGGAAAUAAUUCAGGCCAUUUGUGACCUAAUGUAGCAUGCUGGGAGCCAACUAGUCCUCAAGGAUAAAGCAAAUGUUUGGGUUCCUAAAGCUGCUCUGGUUGUAGUCAGUGGUGCCCAUUGACAACUGAUCAUAUUUAAUGGCAAUACGAUUUGCAACAGGCACGGCCAAUUUUGUGCACUUUUGCACAAGAUUGUGCUAAUUACUGCCCCAAUCAAGUACAGUGUUGCCAACAAUUGAUGCCUAUUUGGGAUUGCUUUCCCUUCAACUUUUCUAUGAGCUGUUGCAGCACAUUAUCUGUGAUAUAUAUAUAUUAUAUAUAUGAAGAAAAGGGUUGGAGGGGUUGGUGAGAUGUCAUUCACAGGAUGCUUCGAACUUUUGUGCUGAAGUUUUGCAUUGCAGACCAUGUGAUAACUGGAGCAGUUGGAAUAUAUCUAUUUUUGUAUAAAAUGUUCACCUCUUAGUUUACCAUAAAUAAAAAUGUUUCCAUGAAA